AUGGCCCACUUGGAAGAGACCUUCUUGAAACAGGUGAGGAAGUAUGGUGUGGAUGGGUGCUUCAAGCUGCAGUCGUACUGGACUUUGCAGACUUCCAAUGCCAUCAAUGGCCCAGGCUUGGCAAAGUUGAAAGACUUGGUGGGCGCCCUUUCUGAUUUACAAACAGGCCUGCACUUCAAGUUCUCAGACUUAAAAGCAGCCCUGAAGCAAUGCACCGCUGAGUUCCCUGACAUCAGGAAGCAGGUGCAUGAGGAGCAGAGAGGUGACUAUGAGGGCACCUUGGCAUCUGCACUGCUGUGCAUUUGUGCACAUGUGAGGAGGCUCAAAGACCCCACAAGGUUCAAAGAGGCAUGCUCAAAGUGCACCAACCAUGAGAAGAAGGAGCUUUUCGAGAUGAAGAGAUGGGUUGGAGGAGAUGAUGCAGAGCCCCAGAGUCCACCUGGACCUGCCUUUGCUGAGCUGGAAGACUUGCCAAGUUUGCCUGCAACACCGAGCUUGGCAGCAACACCCAUGAAGAACACCUUGGAUGAAGAGGCUGAGCCACAACUGCAUUAG
This is a messenger RNA of Durusdinium trenchii, 555 nucleotides long. Lineage: Eukaryota; Dinophyceae; Suessiales; Symbiodiniaceae. The record is from the annotation of a GenBank genome assembly.